Molecule: messenger RNA, 3763 nt
Organism: Anopheles stephensi (Asian malaria mosquito)
Lineage: Eukaryota; Metazoa; Arthropoda; Insecta; Diptera; Culicidae
Gene: sotv
Product: exostosin-2
Exons: 3
Coding region: 406-2649 (747 amino acids)
Cellular component (GO): membrane
Molecular function (GO): glycosyltransferase activity
Source: RefSeq, a predicted model, not a curated record
GUUCCGCCAUUGUGAACGUGCACCAUGCUGCCCAGCUAUCACAACAAACAUACCCGUGGAUGACGUGCUGACCUGUGCGCAGGACGUAGAUGGGCUGCUGUCAAACGGCAGAACGGGGCCCAAUUUAAGGUGUUCUAGUGGGGCACAACAAAACACCACGCACCGACUGUCGCUUAUUCCGAAGGUCGCGUAGUUCCAGCACCCGCGAUCAGUCACCACCGGAUUGGGCGAACCUAGGAGAAUUCUAAGCGCGGUUGUUUACACCACCCCGGUCACGUAGAGCGUAGCGUGCCGAAAUUAGCACACCUGUUCAUAUGCUACACACGUCCGGCAGCAUGAAGCGAUGAGCAUACACUUACCGUACGCGAAUCACAGCACAACAGCACCAACGACGCAGUACCGAAAAUGACAUUCCCGUCGAAAUACAGCUUCAUCAAACCGAAGACGUUGCUGCUGUUACCCGCACCGAAGAAACAGCCGGCCCCGAGGUAUCCGUAUGUGUUGGCCGGUGGUGUGUUGGUGCUGCUGCUCGUCAUCUUAUGGCUUGCUGGAUUUCGGGUCCGUGGCCCUAUCGUCGGUGAGCGACUGUCGCUCGAUCUGGGCGAUAUACCGCAGGUGGUGCUGGAUAAGGAGGCAGAGCUGGCACGGGCCCGCAACCGGAACUGCUCAUACUGGGACUGCUUCAACGUGUACCGGUGUGGGCAGCGUGCUUCUUCCGCGCUGGACGAUGCGGACGACGGUGAGCGGAUCUCGAUCUACGUGUACCCGCUGAAGGAGUACGUGGAUGCGGACAGCAGACGACCGGCGGGACAGCUAACGCGCGAAUUCUACCGCAUCGUGCAGACGAUCGUCGACAGCCCGUACUACACGGCGAACCCGAACGAAGCGUGCCUGUUUGUGCCGACGCUCGACACCCUCAACCAGAACCGGAUCGAUACGACACUCGUCGGGAAGGCACUGGCCUCACUGCCGCACUGGGAAAACGGGGAGAACCAUCUGAUAUUCAACUUCAUCGCCGGUACCAAGCCCGAUUAUAGCACGGUGCUGGAUGUUAACACGGACCGGGCCAUUAUCGUCGGGGCCGGUUUCGAUAGCUGGACGUUCCGGACCGAGUUCGACGUGUCCGUGCCCGUGUACAGUGCGGCACUGGAGCAGUACCGGUGGCCCGUACCACCACCGGACCGUUCCGUGCUGCUGGUGGCCGCCCAGCUCAAUCUGUACCCGCGCCAGUUUCGCAUGCUGCAGGAGCUAACGUACGACUACCCGACCGAUAUGCUGCUGCUGCAGCGCUGCCCAACCGCCACGGCCAAGAUGGACGAGGUGCUGGACAUAGCGCAAACCGGUGAGGAAUCGUCCCGUCCACCGGCGGGCAGCGCCCAGGACAUACGGUGUAACUUCCCGCACGGUAACGAGCACGAGUAUCCGGCCGUGCUGGCCACCGGGACGUUCUGCCUGGUGGCACGCGGUGUACGGCUUGGCCAACCGAUACUGCUCGAAGCGAUGGCAGCCGGCUGCAUACCGGUCGUGAUGGCGGACAACUACGUCCUGCCGUUUGCCGAUCUGCUCGACUGGGAGCUGCUCGCGAUACGGUUGCACGAAUCGAACCUGCACACAAUCGUUCCGCUUCUGCGUGCCAUUUCAUCCGAACGGAUUGCCGAGAUGCAGGCACAGAUACGGUCCGUGUACCAGCGCUAUUUCGCCACGCUCGACCGGAUCGUGCUAACCGUGCUGGAGCAACUGAACGAUCGAAUCUUCCCGCACCGUAGCCACACCUACCUGCACUGGAACGUUGGACCGGAAGCACGUGUCACGCAGAACCCACUGUUCCUGCCGCUGAUCGCACCGAAAGCGCAAGGGUUCACCGCGGUCAUACUGACGUACGAUCGGCUGGAAAGCCUGUACAUACUGAUCCAAAAGCUGGCCACCGUACCGUCCCUCCAGAAGAUGCUGGUCGUGUGGAACAACCAGCGCAAGGCACCGCCCCAUCCGUCGCUCUUUCCCAAGAUUGGUAAACCGCUCAAAAUCAUCCAGACGGCGGCGAACCGACUGUCGAACCGGUUUUACCCGUACGAAGAGAUCGAAACGGAAGCGAUCCUAACGAUCGACGACGAUAUCGUGAUGCUGACGGCGGACGAGCUUGACUUCGGGUACGAGGUGUGGCGCGAGUAUCCGGACAGGAUAGUUGGCUUCCCGAGCCGUACGCACGUGUGGGACAACGGUACCGGGCGGUGGCGGUACGAGUCCGAGUGGACGAAUCAAAUCUCGAUGGUGCUAACCGGAGCCGCCUUCCACCAUAAGUACUGGAGCUACCUGUACACGCACGCGAUGCCGGGCAACAUCAAGGAGUGGGUCGACGAGCACAUGAACUGUGAGGACAUUGCGAUGAACUUUCUCGUCAGCAACGUUACGAACAAACCGCCGAUAAAGGUAGCGCCGCGCAAAAAGUUUAAAUGUCCCGAGUGCACGAACAACGAGAUGCUGUCGGCGGACCUGAACCACAUGACCGAACGGUCCGCGUGCAUUAAUCGGUUCGCGGAGAUUUACGGCACGAUGCCGCUGCGGACGGUUGAGUUUCGGGCCGAUCCGGUACUGUUUAAGGAUAACUUCCCGGAGAAGCUGAAGCGUUUCAACGACAUCGGCAGCUUGUAGGGUGGGGUGGGGUGUGCAGUGAAGCCAGCAGCGGCGAAUCAUUCACCACGGGCGCCAUAUUGAUUAGUAUUAGGAAGCCACGGUUGGGAAGGAAGGGUUUCUAUUUUUAAUCUGUAUAUUUGUUUUAGGGUUUCUGUCUGUAGGUGUGGUACAUGUGUGGCCAUUUUCGUGACCGUUGACCGGCUGGCUUUGAUUGAGCUUAUUGUGUACAUCAGUUUUUACACAUGUAUACAAUGUAGCAAUAUAGCGAAGCUUUAGCUACUGAUCUGUAGGUUUUAAGGAUAGUUUAAGCGAAGAUAAUGGGAUAUUUUAGCGCCUUCUGACGAGGGUGUGAACUACACCCGAUAAUGAGUUAUAGAAACACAGAUAAUCCGUGAUUAGCUUAGACAGUGUGACAGUGAGUCUAUUAGUUUUGCAUAAGAUUUAAUUGAGCCAAAAAAAAAAACAGUCAGUGCAGCUUUACAAUAGGGACUUUAUCUUCUAAGGACUCUGCCUGUCCGGCUCACCUCUUCUACUAGUUGUCGACGAGUGUCGGGCACAGUCUUUUUGUCUAUCUUCGAUGGUGAAGGUGCUCAAUCUGCUACCUUUUUUUCUCUGUGAUUUUCAGCGUCUCCCAACCAACAACAGCAACGAGCUGAGUGACCGAUCGCGGUGAGGAUCCCAUCGCUAAUCCAUGUACAAGAUAUCGUCGGGGUGCUAGCCAACCCGGCUCUCUUGUGUGUAGGAGCUGUAUGGGAUCGUCUACGGCCAUCGUCUUAGGGUGAGUCUUGCUAAUUGCUUCAUCAACCGGUCUUUUAACCCGCUCUAGUACCCUUUUCGCUGCAAAGCUUUGUCCAUAUAACGGUAAUUACAACGCUAUUAAAUUAAGAACCACUAACAAAGAGCUUUCCUGUUGUAACUCUUGGGUUUUUCUUGUUGGUUUAAGUUAACGUUAGGUGCUUAGGAAUCAGCCAGCCCGAUCUAUGGCAGGUAUAAAUAAAAACCCGAGAUUCACUCCACCACCUCCUAACUAAGUAAUGCUUUAUGGGUCUAUCCAAUUACGAUCAAAAUUAUGAUAAUAAAUGUGUAUAUACGACAAUACGGCGUCAAGCCGUAAUCCUUAAAAUAUAAAAAA